Messenger RNA from Colletotrichum truncatum, 2301 nucleotides. RefSeq names its product PTAB. Gene Ontology annotation, cellular component: nucleus; transcription regulator complex. Gene Ontology annotation, biological process: positive regulation of transcription by RNA polymerase II; negative regulation of transcription by RNA polymerase II. The record is from RefSeq and is a predicted model, not a curated record. NCBI's taxonomy places the organism in Eukaryota, Fungi, Ascomycota, Sordariomycetes, Glomerellales, Glomerellaceae.
AUGAUGACGAGUAUGGGACCGUCGUUUGCAGGUCAUCCUGCCGGCAUGCAACAACACCCAGGCGUCCCAGGCCAUCCUAUGGCCCAGGGCAUGCCUCACAAUCCAAAUCAGCAGGGCCCGCCUGGAGGAAUGCCUCACCAGAUGCACAUGGCGGUGUCAGGGCCUGGUGGUCAGGUUAAUCCAAACCAGUUGAUGGGCGGCAUGCCGCCGGGUGCUGGUGGUCCGAACGCUCACGCUUUACAGCACCUCAACCCCCAAAACCCAAUGUUCCAGCAGAACCAGUUCAACGGCUUCAACAACCCGGCCGCGAUGGCGCAGGCCACCCAGAUGGCGCAGCAGAGAUUGUUUCAACAGCAACAACAAGCGAGGCAAGCGCUCAUGGCUCAACAAGCCUUCACCGGAAUGGGUGUCAAUGGUAUGCCUAUGGGGAUGCAAAUGAACCCUAUGAACGCAGCCCAGAUCGCAGCAAUGAGGCAGGGCAUGCGACCCCAAGGGCAUAAUCCCCAGGCCCAAGCAAUGUUGGCACAGCAGAUUGCUCUCCAGCAGCAGGCUGUCGCACAGCAGAACCAGCAAAUGCAACAUGGCCAGCAGCCUGGCCAGCCCGUCCAGAUGAACCCCCAGCACAUGCAGUCUCUGCAGCAAGCGCAAAUUGCUUCAAUGCAACAACAGCAGCAGCAACAGCAGCAGCAGCAGCAGGCCCAGCAGCAAGCUCAGGCUCAGCAGCAGCAGGCGCAGCAACAACAACAGCAGCAGCAGCAGCAACAACAACAACAGCAACAGCAGCAGCAAGCCCAACAGCAACAGCAGCAACAGGGCCAGCAACCUCAAGGUCAACCGCAGCCACCCCAGCCACAACCUCAGCAGACUCCUCAGCAGACGCCGCAACAGCAGCCUGCGCAGCCCGCCAACCCGCAAUCUGCUGGUCAACCCACGCCUUCGCAGACGCCCGGCCCCGCUCCGAACCAGCAGCCGCAGCCUCCCCAGGCUCAAGCCCAGCAGCAAGGCCCUCCUCAAAUGCCGCCACAGGCUGGGCAGCAACAGGUGAAUCCACAGCAGGCUGCCGCAGCUCAGGCGGCCAUGGCGAACAGCAUGGCCUUGGCCCAGCAACAGGCUCAGCAAAGGAGGGUAGAAAUGAAGGGUCACUGCCUGCUCAAGCUUAUGCAGUUCAGCGAGCAUCUAAGCGGCUACCCUGGGUCCAAGGGCAAGGACGACCUGUCCUACUGGAAUGCCUUCGUGAACCAGUUCUUCUCACCCAAGGGCGUCUUCCGACACUCUGUCCAUAUUACCGACGUCGAAGACCAAGCGGACAAGCAAUACGAGAUCACCUUCCCUGCGUUGCCACGCUACUUCCACACACACUUUGACAGCGGUGUCAAGAACAUGCAAUUGAUCAUGGAGAAGGGUACCACAGAUAGGCCACUCCCUGGCGAUGGUCACUGGAUUGAAAACACCAAGUCGAGCCUGGUAUACUGGUUCGAGAGCGGCUCUCACCUCGUCGCCACUGGUACCCUCAGAGCUCACUUCGACGCAGAACAGAAGAUUGAACUCUUUGAGUUCUUGACAAGUAGUCACGAAGAGUUCAUUUCCCGGAAGGCCGCCAUCGAAGCUGCGAAGCCCGUACACAACUGGGUCAAGGAAUGGCACAAGGUCAAUUCCCAGGACAGCAAAGCCUCCCCAGAGAUGAGCAAGAAGGGCAAGGCCCGUCUGAUGAAGUCCCCGCAAAAUCCUCCGCCAGAAGCUCUGGUGGAUCUGCCUGAAUCAGCAGUCAAGAGGGGUAUGGGCGUCACGGAAGCCGUGUUCCAAUUCCUCGAGAUUGCUGAAGUCAUCGGCCAAAUGAACCCCCUAUUUACCUUUUACCAAUCCCACCACAACCUUGGCCCGUACGCCGCCCUAGAGCAAUAUGUCAGCCAGAUCAAUGCCGCGCCGCAAAACAUGAAUGGCCAGGUCAUGCCCCAAGGCCCGCGGACACCUAGCUUCGGUCAGUUCCCGAUGGGCGCCAGCCCAGCCCAGCCGCACAUGCAGCUUCCUGGCUCGCCUCACGUCACCGGCAGCCCUGCUCCAGGCCAUAUGCAGGCACCCGGUAUGCAGAUGCAGCAGAGCCAGCAGGGUACCAGCUCAAGCGGACCCAGUGCCAACACGUCUCCAGCUUCCAACAAGCGAAGACGUCCCUCUGGCGUCAAGAUGGAGGAUGACGGCUCGUCGGCCCCUACGCCAGGCGGUCCUCAAGUAAACGGAGUUCAGAACAAGGGCAAGCCACCCACGCCGCGGAUGCAGAAGAGGCUGAAGGGUAACCCGGCGUAA